Messenger RNA from Fonsecaea multimorphosa CBS 102226, 2988 nucleotides. RefSeq lists its product as uncharacterized. The record is from RefSeq and is a predicted model, not a curated record. The coding region runs from base 1 to 2988 and encodes 995 amino acids. Gene Ontology annotation, biological process: protein K48-linked deubiquitination. Gene Ontology annotation, cellular component: cell periphery; cytosol. Gene Ontology annotation, molecular function: cysteine-type carboxypeptidase activity; K48-linked deubiquitinase activity; cysteine-type deubiquitinase activity. The transcript has a single exon. Lineage: Eukaryota; Fungi; Ascomycota; Eurotiomycetes; Chaetothyriales; Herpotrichiellaceae.
AUGACACGUAAAACAUCUCUGCCAUAUCCCGCCGGUCCCCCACCUCAGCCUCCAUUGUCGAGUUAUGACCCCGAAUCACAAUCCAACCUGGUACCAGACUCGGCCGAUCUCCCUCCGCUACCUUCCUCCUCGCAAAGGAGUCCGAUUGCCGCAGGUACGUCUAGUUUCCAAGACGCACAGAAUCCAUGGUCCGAUCUGCCCACGAAAGAUCAGUCAUCCGAUCGACCGCUGCCCGAUGCUCUCAGACCGGGGCAGCCUCGCCCGCCGGCGGGGGCUGGGGCUGGGCCUGGUGUCAAUCCGCAGAGUCAUGCUCUUUCGAAUAUACCCCAAGUUCUAAGAGCAGGUCGUUCGCAGGAAGAUACCCCUCGGUCGUCCUUGGAUAGUCAACGUUCCAAGGAUUUCUGGGAAGAUUCAGACGGGGAAGACGGUCGCGGCAAGAGUCCCAAAAGGGGACAAAUCGCACUUUCAGAAGACGAUUUGCAUGCUGAUCCCUGGGUCGACGUGGAGCCGCCAGAGAAGUCUGCUGGCAUCAAGAGGAAACCGGUGGGAUGGGGGUCGUCACCUGUACAAUCAAGGCCCGACGUACCCACCAUCUCGACUUUUGCUUCAAACAAUCCGUUCCGCCGGCCUUCGGACUAUGCUCCAGGAGAUGGACGGUUGGAGAUCUCAAAUCCGGAUCAUGACACGCCUGAAUUCCCCGCAAAGGGCAAAGAGUUGGAUCGAGGGCAUGCUAUACCUCCCACGGACCGUUUCCAAGGCUUAAACAUCGAGAAUAGCGCGAUAUCGGGCCUGCCGUCCUACAACAGCAAGAAUGACUCGCAGGCAGCAGUUCCAUCGGGCAAUGAGCAUCAGAUGGCGCACCCUCCCAUGCCUCAGGCUCCUCCACCACCUCCGCCGAUAGAGCCUCGAUCGCCUUUCAGUGAACAGCCACCGCUCAUGCCAGUGUCUCCGCAUCAUGAUACCAUCGAGAACCCUUGGGCGUCCAAUGUCAACCUUGCUCCGCCCACUCCAUCCCCUAUUCCAUUCUCUCCUUCUCAAAAACAAGUAUCAAAUUAUAACGACGACCUGUUGGACCGUGGACAGCAGAGUGGAGUCGUGUCACUCAAGGAUGAACUAGAAACACUCCCAAAUGCUGCUCAGGCAGGCACUGCAGCAUAUGACGAACCUUCGCUAUUAGAGGACGACGAGGCGAGGCCUCCCCUUCCUAUCAGACCGCCACGUCGCGCGGAAACCGAGUAUUACGAUCCUCCCGAAGGGCCACCUCCGUCCAAGCCACUACGGCCCACAAUACGCACAACUAUCCCAUCAGAUGAAGAUAUCGCAAAGAUGAUAGAGCAAAGAAACGAAACAUACCAGAUUAAACAUUUCAAUUGGUUCGAUCACAGUUCCCGGAAACUGAGGAGAUCUUCGAUGUUAACCCAGAACAAGAACGGUCCAUGUCCGCUUCUCGCCUUAGUCAAUGCUUUGAUCUUAGGAGCGAAACAUGAGUCUCAGGCGGCACUAGACGAAGCUCUCCGGACGCGUGAGCAAGUGUCACUCGGCCUCAUCAUUGAAACUCUGAUGGACGAACUACUGUCGAGGGGCUUUGAUGCUGUGGGAGAAGUUAUGCCCGAUGUGGAUGAACUAAACCACUUCUUGAUACGCUUGCGGACGGGGAUGAAUGCCAACCCCAGAUUCGUGCCGCCUGUUUCACCGCCGCCCAAUUUGAUGGACGCCGAUGACUCCAUGUUGAACAUGCCUCAGCGAGAACGAGCCAAACAAAAACUCGGGACGUUUGAGGCUACAACCGACAUGAAACUCUACGGGGCUUUCCAGGUUCCUUUGGUGCACGGUUGGCUACCCGAGCCAGGCUCGGAAGCCGCAAAGGCAUUUGCACGAUCUGCCCAAACAUACGAAGAUGCUCAAGCACUGCAGUUUGGGGAGGAGGAAUUGGAAUAUAAACUCAUGAACCAGGGGUUAACGGCAACCGAACAAAACCUAUGGGAGGAUAUCAACGCAAUCAAAAAUUUCCUCAAGACAUAUCCCACCCAACUCACUCCAUACGGCCUUGAAGGUGUGCAAGACUCGAUCCCAUCAGGCUCCUUUGCCAUCAUGUUCCGCAAUGAUCACUUUAGCACAAUCUACAAGCACCCUGAAAGUGGCCAACUUUUCACCUUGAUCACAGAUGCCGGAUACGCGGAUCGGGACGAGAUCAUCUGGGAAAGUCUCAUCGACAUCAGCGGCAAACACAACGAAUUCUUCUCGGGGGAUUUUAUGCCCGUUAGCCACCAUAAUGUAGGAGACGAGUCAUCAACUCAUCCAGCUGCUCGACGGACGUCGCAGCUUUUAAGCGUUGACAACGUUCCGACCGCAACACCACUGUCUCCACAAGAGCAACAGGAACAACACGAUGCGGACUUUGCCAUGGCACUACAGCUGCAAGAAGAAGAAGAGCAACGACAGCGUGCGGACCGAAAUAGGCGACAAAGCAGCAACACUGGCACCAGCGGCACGCAACAGAGAAGAUCACAAUCUGGGAAUAUCCCGAUACCUCUUCGUUCAACACAAUCUCCACCCGAAGUACGACCACCGAUUCCACCCCGCGUCUCACGCGCCCCCAAUCCAGGUGUCAAUCGCCCUUCCGAUGCCCUGGAUGAAGACGCGCCUCCUGCAUACGAGGAAGCAGCAAAAGGCAGGCCAUACAUCCCACCGCUGGGCAGCCCUCUGCAUCCCUCGGCAGAACCGUCUCCUAUGAACUCCAACACGCAGCUGACAGGUACCGUUAGUAAUAUCAGCACUCACUCGGCGUCAGGAGUUGUUGACACUCCUUAUCACCCGCCGGGACCAAAUGCGGGCAGGAGGGAUCCAAGGCGAAGGAUGAGUGCGUACAAUGAAAUGUCUCAGUAUUAUGCCAACUCGCCGCAGAGGUUGCAACCACAGCAAGGAGUAGCAGGUCCCUCUGGGAGAGGCGGAAGGCAUGGACAGGAUCGAGACUGCAUUGUUAUGUGA